Molecule: messenger RNA, 717 nt
Organism: Mytilinidion resinicola
Lineage: Eukaryota; Fungi; Ascomycota; Dothideomycetes; Mytilinidiales; Mytilinidiaceae
Exons: 1
Coding region: 22-711 (229 amino acids)
Source: RefSeq, a predicted model, not a curated record
CCCGUAUGGGACGUUUCGGCAAUGCCGCUUCUAAUUCUAGUGACUCAGCCUUGGAAAGGAGCGCGUCCAUUUACGCAGGCGUCCUGCAACCCCGUACGGGACUAUAGAGCGUACGGCUCACGCAGGAUCCUGAAAAUAUCGGUAGCCUGUGGUGCCGUAAGGGACUAUAGCAGAAUUCUGAAAUGUUUUGGGCAAUCUGUGUCCCCGUACGGGAGUAUAGAGUGCAGGGGCAAUAGGAAUACUGAAAAAUGUUGUCCCGGUACAGGAUUAUGGAGUGUAGGGCUCUUAUUCACGCAGGAGCAAGCACGGGCACUCGAAAACCCCGUACGGGACCGCGUUCCCUCGUAUUUUCUGUAUUCGCCGCACACUUCCCGUACGGCACCGAGUGGGCGACGAUAUCCAGAAAUAGAAGCGCGAACCAAUCCCCUGCGGCGUCCAAUCCCCUACGGGACCCAACCCCUUGCGGCGUCCAAUCCCCUACGGGACCCAACCCCUUGCGGCGUCCAAUCCCCUACGGGACCCAACCCCUUGCGGCGUCCAAACCCCUGUGGGAUCCGAUCCCCCACGGGAUCCAAUCCCUACGGGACGGGAUUUUCCACUGUUUGCGCUCCGUGCGGGAGCCCGUGCGGGAACCAAGCCCGUGCGGGAACCAAGCCCGUGCGGGAACCAUGCCCUGCACUCCAUACUCCCGUACGGGAACGCGAUUGCUAACGUUUU